This is a messenger RNA of Strongylus vulgaris, 308 nucleotides long. The record is from the annotation of a GenBank genome assembly. Lineage: Eukaryota; Metazoa; Nematoda; Chromadorea; Rhabditida; Strongylidae.
AUGUCGAAUCGAUCAAUAUCCUUCCAUGUAGGACCUGUGAUGCCGAAACCAAUGAGGAGAGAUGGUUUUGGUGAUAUGGUACGAAAUCGAUCCCAAGAAUCACUAGCCGUUGAAGAAGCCGAACAUGCCAGUCAACGAGUACUGGCUGAAUAUUCGCGUGGUGUUGUACAAGAUAUCUCACGCUUAUCCCAACAAAGUAGCCGUGCCAGUGGAAAGCAAAUCAGCGGUUUGGCUCGUGCUGUGGAUAUGCUAUCUCAGAAAUGCAAGAAGAGCAUUGAAUUAAUUCGGUAUGACUUAUCCCAAUAAUC